This is a messenger RNA of Vombatus ursinus (common wombat), 1581 nucleotides long. RefSeq names its product phosphatidylinositol transfer protein cytoplasmic 1 (gene PITPNC1). Gene Ontology annotation, biological process: phospholipid transport. The transcript is spliced from 9 exons. The record is from RefSeq and is a predicted model, not a curated record. NCBI's taxonomy places the organism in Eukaryota, Metazoa, Chordata, Mammalia, Diprotodontia, Vombatidae. Gene Ontology annotation, molecular function: phosphatidylinositol transfer activity; phosphatidylinositol binding. Gene Ontology annotation, cellular component: cytoplasm. The coding region runs from base 554 to 1549 and encodes 331 amino acids.
AUUGGUGGAUUUUGUUUUUGGAAGGGAAGGGGGGGAGCUUUGUGCAUUAAUUUAAAUUCGAAAAUUUUGUAUUUCCUUCCCCCUCCUCCCCGGGUGUCGGGCAGGUCUUGAUUUCAAUCGCCCCCUUUUACAUCCCGGGCUGCUAAUCCCGAGCUAUUUCGAGCGGGUCUCCCCUCCCUUUGUGAUUUUGGCCACAUCGCGUUGUGAGGGUGGGGGGGGACCUCUUAGGGGGAAAAAAGGGAGGGGGAAACCCACGAACCCAAACCUUGACUUGCUCUCAGCGUGAGGAGGAAGGAAGCAGCAGCAGCAGCAGCUCCGAACGGUCGGGGGGGUGUUGUUUUCUGCUCCGGGCAGCGCUUGGGUGUCUGUAUGCUAGCACUCGGUCUCGCCCGUGUUUGAGAAAGCUGGUUUGUCUGGGGGGCUGCCCCCCCCAGUGCCUGCUUCGGGGGGCCUGCCUCUCCUCGGAGAGGGUGCAGAUAGAACUCGAACUCGCCCGCCCGGCAGUCCCUUCUGAGGUUCGCUGCUCUGCACCAACCCCCGGGACAGCAAGAAUAUGCUCUUGAAGGAGUACCGGAUAUGCAUGCCUCUGACCGUGGACGAGUACAAGAUAGGACAACUGUACAUGAUCAGCAAACAUAGCCAUGAGCAGAGUGACCGUGGCGAAGGGGUGGAGGUUGUCCAGAAUGAGCCCUUUGAAGAUCCUAACCAUGGCAAUGGGCAGUUCACAGAGAAGCGAGUGUAUCUCAACAGCAAAUUGCCUAGCUGGGCUAGAGCUGUUGUUCCCAAGAUAUUUUAUGUUACAGAGAAGGCUUGGAACUAUUACCCUUACACAAUUACAGAAUACACAUGCUCAUUUUUGCCAAAAUUCUCCAUUCAUAUAGAAACCAAGUAUGAGGACAACAAAGGAAGCAACAAUAGCAUUUUUGACAGUGAAGCCAAAGAUGUAGAACGAGAAGUUUGUUUUAUUGAUAUUGCCUGCGAUGAAAUCCCUGAGCGCUACUAUAAAGAAUCUGAGGAUCCUAAACAUUUUAAAUCAGAGAAAACAGGGAGAGGACAUUUAAGGGAAGGCUGGAGAGAUAGUCACCAACCCAUCAUGUGCUCCUACAAAUUGGUGACUGUGAAAUUCGAAGUCUGGGGACUUCAGACCAGAGUAGAACAAUUUGUACACAAGGUGGUCCGAGAUAUCCUGCUGAUUGGGCACAGACAGGCUUUUGCAUGGGUUGACGAGUGGUAUGACAUGACAAUGGAUGAAGUCCGAGAGUUUGAAAGAGCAACUCAGGAAGCCACCAACCAGAAAAUUGGAGUUUUCCCACCUUCAAUUUCUAUCUCCAGCAUUUCCCUACUGCCUUCUGCAAUCCGCACUGCUCCUUCUAGUGCUCCAUCUACACCACUGUCCACAGACCCUCCAGAAUUCUUAGCAGUUCCCAAAGAUCGACCUCGAAAAAAGUCUGCCCCAGAAACUCUCACUCUUCCAGACCCUGAGAAAAAAUCUGCACUGGAUUUACCUGGUGUACAUUCUUCAGACAAGCCAUGUCAGCCCCAAGAGUAACAAUGAAUAAAAUUUCAUGGUUUUUUGGGUGG